AUGCCUUUCAUGUCCAAAUCUUCCUCUCCUUCGACCUUUGCGUCUUUCCCAAAAAUGACGGAUAUUCAGUUGCCUAUUCGUGUGGCCCAGUGUGUUGGAAUCACUGCUGCAGGUGCCCUGGCUGGGGCCAACCUCAGCAUUUCCUUCAUUGCCGUUCCAAGAAUACUCGAAUCUCCACCACACCUUCUACUCAAACAAUGGAACAACAUGUUUCAACAAGGAAAGGCGUUUUUCCCAAUCGCUUCGUUGAUUCCAACCGGAUCGUUCCUCUUCCUCGCAUACAAACAGACCGAUAAACUUAAGAUGAAGUUGUUUGGUGCUGCCGGCGCGUUGGCUUUUGGAAUGAUCCCUUAUACAGUUUUGUUCAUGUUGUAUACAAAUUCAAAGUUGUUAGGAAAGGUGGAUGAAGCACAAGUAAGCUAUGCCAAUCAAUCUGGGGGAGAUUGGGAUGAUCUUUCAUCUGGGUCUGGUCGCAAGCACAAGAAAUCUUCCAAGGACCGCGAGAGAAGUGAUAGAAGUUACAAGAAGAGUUCUUCCAGCAGGAGAAAGGAGGCAUCCGAUGAAGACGAAGAUGUUCGAACUGCUCACGAGCUGGUUGAUCGUUGGGCAUUGUUGAAUUUGGGAAGAGGUGCUAUGAUGUUGGCUAGUGCGGCUAUCGCUACUUGGACUGUGGUUAGAUAUUCCAAGAACUAG
Botrytis sinoallii is the source of this 693-nucleotide messenger RNA. RefSeq lists its product as uncharacterized. NCBI's taxonomy places the organism in Eukaryota, Fungi, Ascomycota, Leotiomycetes, Helotiales, Sclerotiniaceae. The transcript has a single exon. The coding region runs from base 1 to 693 and encodes 230 amino acids. The record is from RefSeq and is a predicted model, not a curated record.